Messenger RNA from Spodoptera littoralis (African cotton leafworm), 4248 nucleotides. The record is from the annotation of a GenBank genome assembly. Lineage: Eukaryota; Metazoa; Arthropoda; Insecta; Lepidoptera; Noctuidae.
AUGGGAUGUUCAGCGCAGACGUUAAGGAUAUUCCCGAUACAGAAACAGCAGACGGUGGCUGUGGGUAAAUCAGUAGUGCUAACGUGUCAGGUCGACGCACCUGAUCCGGCACUCGUCACGCAACCACAAUGGAAGGACCCUAAGGGAUUCGUUAUUAAUGAAGCCGCUGCCGGUACCCGACCAGAGAUAUAUACGGAACCGAUGCCCGCGAAGCAGCUGCAACUGCUGUACAUAUCGUCGAUCACUCCGGCCAUGGCUGGGAACUACACCUGUGUCGCUACUUACACUAACAUGCCUUUGAGCGCCAGUGUUGUUCUCGAUACGUUUGUCGCAAUUACUUGGACAAAUGCAAAUGAAAAUCAGUAUGCCACCAAAGGAAAAGAGUUUAAAAUCAUGUGCGAAGUUACUGCAGAGCCAGCGCCAUCCGUUGAUUGGUUCAAAGAAGGAAAUCCUGUUGUGACCGGUGAUAGAUACGUGAUCCACGCCAACGGACUGAUGAUUAAAGGCGUGGAAGAAAGCGAUGAUGGAACUUACACCUGCCGAGCUGUAGUCAUACAAACUGGUGAACUUGCCGAAAGAAACAUCAAACUUGAAGUUUACACCGCACCAGAAAUGGAAGAAAGGGACCCCAGAGUCGAAAUUAGGGAAGGUGAAAGUGCUGCCAUUUCAUGUAAAGCUAGAGGAAAACCACUGCCUACUUACUCUUGGAUCAAGGCCUCAACUCGAGAGAAUCUCGCCAGUACGUCCCGAUUUAGCGUCAACGAAAAUACAGGUCUUCUAACAAUCGAUCGUGUGGAAGCCGCUGACUAUGGUAAAUACAUCUGCAGUGCAGUGAACCAGGCUGGACAAAACGAAACUGAAAUCGAAGUCGAAGUGUUGGUGAAGCCUAGAAUAUUCGAAUUAUUCAAUACAACUGCUCCUGAGAAGCAAGAGGGUAGAUUAGAGUGCAAGGCGACCGGACGGCCCGCUCCUCGCAUUAGUUUCCGCAAAUUGAGCAACCCUGACCGCUUCCUGAAUGGACCUAACGACGAGGGCAGGAUUACUGUUGAAACGAGCACCCGACAGACUGGUGACCAGAUGGAAUCUAGUGGAGUUAUUACUAUCACCAAACUGAAUAGAACUGAUGAUGGACUAUACGAAUGUUUUGCUGAGAACGCUGGUGGUGAGGCAAGAAAGAACGGCCAUUUAACAGUUCAUUUCAAACCAACUUUCGAGCAUAUGCCAACAAUCCCGAUCUGGAGUUGGAAUAGCCGUCCGGCCAACUUAAGUUGUACCGCAGAGAGUAUCCCGAACGCAACCAUUAAAUGGAGAUUCCGUGACCUAGAUUUGGUAGAAACUCCUCAAGUGAAGAUUUAUGGAUCAGGACCAUCAAGCUACGUGAUCGUCACGCCGACUGACAGAGCUUUGUACGGUAUUUACAAAUGUAUUGCUACCAACACACUUGGAGAAGCUGAACACAUCAUUCAGUUCAGAGAAGCCUUCCCACCAGGACCUGUUGUACAAGCUCGACAAGAAACAAUAACAGCGACAUCAGUUUCAUUCAAUAUCGUGGGCCCGGCUGAAGAAAUGGGCCCACCAAUAACGGCCUACACAGCCCAAUACAAGGAAAAUGGCAAUUUCGAUUGGAAUCUCGCCCAGAACAAGACUUGGUCCGCCAAUUCACCGUACAUUGUGGAGAAUUUGAGGCCGAUGUUCACUUAUGAUUUUCGAUUUGCUGCCGUCAAUCGAGUUGGGCCCGGCAGCUGGGGUGCUCCAAUUACCGUCAUUAUGCCCAGAAGAUCGCCACCGGAACAACCGAAAUGGUGGGAGAAUGAAACCCCAGAAUCGCUUAUUCAUGGUAAAUACGCAGACAGAUAUGAGUUGAGAUGGCGAGUACCCGCCAACAAUGGCGAACCUAUCGACAUGUAUGAGAUCAGCUAUUGCCCCGUACUGAAAGUCAGUGGAGAGUGGCGCGUCGCAUCUGAAUCUCAAUGCGUCAUUGAGGAGCUUAAGUCCCUAGAGGCAAUCAGUUACGAAGUACGUGGCCUCCACCCAGACACUCGCUACAGAAUGCACGUACGGGCACACAACGUCCUCGGAUAUUCGUUGCCAGCUCAACUUUACGUCCAAACGGCUCUCGGCGUCGAACGUUCUGGAUUUGCGCCACCUCAACUUUUGUCAAGCGGUUCAAUAAUUGGACUCGCCCUGGCCGGAGUAUUCAUCUGUCUCCUGAUCGUGGACCUCCUUCUCCUGUGCUUCAGACGACAGGGUGUUAUUGCAACAAUUUGCGGCAAGCGUGGAAAGAAACACAACGAUGAUGAAGCCAAGUUGGGAAGGGAUGAAAAGGAGCCACUGAAGGAUACAAACGACGACGCUAUCAAGAGGAACUCCUCAGUUGAGUUCGAUGGGCACAGAGUGUAUGCUACAAGUGGAGGACCAAUCAUCGGCAAGAACUCCGCCGUAUAAGGACCACAAUAAGAUCAAGAUUUGAACCUUGGUGUUACAUUCUAUAUGCUUGUGUAAAUGUGAGCGCGACCAGUAUUUUAAACUGCCAAAAGUCUAUUUAAGUAUUCAGCUUUACUGUCUCAACUUUACUUCAUCACAUAUACUCUAUAAUAUAUAUUUUUAUAAUAACUUCUUAAUGUAAUCAUGCGAAAUAUAUUUUAUACUAUUUCUAAGGUUUCGUAGUUAAAGAUGAUGAUGACGGAUUUGUCUUUUUCAAUGGAACUUUAGCGCACUCUAUAGAUUGAUUCUUGAAUGAUACAACUGCUUCAAGAGGUACGGUGUGUGCCUUUUAGUGUAUUUCUUGUAAUGAGGGUAUUAUACUUUAGUGUAUAUAGGAUAAUGUAUAUUUAACACAUCACAAUUUCAUAUUAUUAUUACUACUAUCAGCAAAUUCUAUCAACAGAAAUUAAAAGACAGAUUAUUUUUAUAUUUUUACCUCUUUACGUUUAUUUGUCUGUUUUUAUAUGUUAAGAAUUUUAAUUUAGUCAUCGAAAUAAUGUGAAACACUAAACCAUCAUGAUAUUAUCAGUGUUUGACCAGAAAUAACUUUGAUUCGGCAUUUUGUCGAAUGUUUUUGUUUAAGUUAAUUUUUUGAGUUGCCUCUAAUUUUAAUGAAGAAAUCUGAAACUGUACUUUAAGGUAGAUUAGGCUUUUGUAAAUAAAUAGUUAGAACUGUAAAUAUUAUCUAUUAUUGUUUUAGGGUCUCAUGAUGAUUUAAAUCUCAAAAAUAAGAAGGGGUGAGAAACUGUUACAUGUAUUCCUAUCUGAGACGAGUUAUUAGGACGCUUGCUUAUGUCAGUAUAAGCUGUGUAGGUGUCAUGUUUAAUUUUAUAAACAAAAUCGUUAGUUAGGUAAUGUAUACCUGUUAGAUGAUCUAAGGUUAUUUAGAUAUUCCUACUUAUUGUAUUGAAAUAAGGUACCUAUGUCAAUAUACAUAAAGAAUAUUAUCUCUUUUACACGGUUGAUUGCAAACAUCACAAUGCAAUAAGACUUAGUACUUAACACUUGAUACACUUAAACUUUUGAUACUUAACUACACAUAUUUUUAUACUUCUGAUCUCGACUUUAGUUUUAAUAUUGUACUCUAAGCUUUAGGGAAUAGAUCCUAUUAUUCUUUAUGUGUAUUGUCAGAUCAUUAGAAUUGGACUGCUAAAUACAGCCGUACACCACCUUUUUGACAAUUGAAGAUCUAUUUAGCAGUUCGUUCUAAUGUGAAAAAAUGUUUUUAUAACCGCUUAAUAUAUUUAAGAUAUUUUUAUUAUAAUAUUUAUCUACAUAUUGUACCUAAACUUUUCCAUUUAUGUUUUUAAAAUGUCCUACCGCGCCUUUAAAUAAAAAUGAAUUUAUAACAUAAGCAAAUAGGCAUCUAAUCAUAGAAUUAAUGUUUUGAAAUAAAUGUUAACGAUGUUUUUAGUGUAAUCGAUUGUUUGUCGUUUGGUAGUUCGGUUUGAUUACGUCAUAAAUUAUUCUAGAAGUUUCUAAAACUUGACUGAACUAGUCUUGAGUCGUUAUGGACCAAUAACAGCACGGCAAUCGAUAUUAAUCUAUUCUAUACAGCAGCUAAACUCAAUGGCGCCAAUUUACGGCAAUUUUCCUAUUCAACAAAAUAGCAAAUUGGAGGAUUUAAGUACCUUGUCUAGUUAUUUGCUUCUUCAUGUACAAGCUUCAAUGUUAUUCGUAUGUAAGUAUGUCUGUCAGCUUAUAGUGGCCGAGUAUUCGACAGGAGAAGCGCAUUUUUAUAUGAAAAUAAAUGUAUGGAAAAUG